CACUAAAAACGAGGACUCCCUCAUCCCAGCAGGAAAAAAAAAAAAAAAAAAGCACUGAAAGAAGGCGUGUGCCGUGCAGGAAGAUGAUCAUGGAGCACAUCUAAUUCCUACUCAAACACACCAACCGAGACGAGGCUGUGGACUUUUUUUGUGUGAUUUUCCUAACGCCGAUCUUGCCUGAUUUGAGGGAUUUGGUCGGAGCUCCAAGAUGUCUCGGGGUGUGAUGCAGCCCAGUCAGCAGAAGCUGGCGGAGAAACUCACCAUCCUCAACGACCGAGGCAUCGGCAUGUUGACCCGCGUUUACAAUAUCAAGAAGCAAGGACAAGUUUGGAAGGCAUGUGGCGACCCCAAGGCCAAGCCCUCCUAUCUGGUCGACAAAAACCUGGAGUCUGCGGUCAAGUUCAUCGUCCGGAAGUUCCCCGCUGUGGAGACACGCAACAACAACCAACAGCUGUCUCAGCUGCAAAAAGAGAAGUCCGAGAUUCUGAAGAACCUGGCUCUCUACUACUUCACCUUCGUCGACGUGAUGGAGUUCAAGGACCACGUGUGCGAGCUGCUCAACACCAUCGACGCCUGCCAAGUUUUCUUCGACAUCACGGUGAACUUUGACCUGACCAAGAACUACCUGGACCUGGCGGUGACCUACACUACACUCAUGAUAAUCCUGUCACGCAUAGAGGAGAGGAAAGCCAUCAUCGGACUGUACAACUACGCGCACGAGAUGACGCACGGGGCCAGUGACCGGGAGUAUCCCAGGCUGGGCCAGAUGAUUGUGGAUUAUGAAAACCCUCUGAAGAAGAUGAUGGAGGAGUUUGUCCCCCAUGGGAAGUCCCUGUCAGACGCUCUCAUCAGUCUUCAGAUGGUUUAUCCCAGAAGGAAUCUGUCGGCCGACCAGUGGAGGAAUGCUCAGCUGCUCUCGCUCAUCUCCGCUCCCUCCACCAUGCUGAACCCUGCGCAGUCAGACACAAUGCCCUGCGAAUAUUUAUCUCUGGAUGCAAUGGAAAAAUGGAUUGUUUUCGGCUUCAUCCUUUGUCACGCCGUGCUGAACAGCGAUGCGGCGGCGUUGUCCUUGUGGAAGCUGGCGCUGCAAAGCUCCACCUGCCUGUGUCUGUUCAGGGAUGAAGUCUUCCACAUCCACAAGGCUGCUGAGGAUCUCUUUGUCAACAUCCGAGGGUACAACAAGCGCAUCAAUGACAUCAGAGAAUGCAAGGAGCAGGCUCUGUCUCAUUCAGGCUCCAUGCACCGAGAGAGGCGCAAAUUCCUCAGGUCCGCUCUCAAGGAGCUGGCCACCGUCUUAGCGGACCAGCCAGGGCUGUUGGGCCCAAAGGCAUUGUUUGUGUUCAUGGCAUUGUCGUUUGCCCGCGACGAGAUCAUCUGGUUGCUUCGACAUGCGGACAACAUCCAGAAGAAAAGCACAGAUGACUUCAUUGACAAACACCUUGCAGAGUUGAUCUUCUACAUGGAGGAGCUGCGAGCUCAUGUCAGGAAGUACGGCCCAGUCAUGCAGCGAUACUACGUGCAGUACCUGUCGGGGUUCGAUGCCGUUGUUCUCAACGAGCUGGUGCAGAACCUGUCUGUGUGUCCAGAGGAUGAGUCCAUCAUCAUGUCUUCGUUCGUCAACACUAUGACCUCCCUCAGUGUCAAACAAGUGGAGGAUGGCGAGGUGUUUGACUUCAGGGGCAUGAGGCUCGACUGGUUCAGACUGCAGGCCUACACCAGCGUGUCCAAAGCUAGCCUGGGUAUCGCCGACCACAAGGAGCUCGGCAAAAUGAUGAACACCAUCAUCUUCCACACCAAGAUGGUGGACUCGCUUGUGGAGAUGCUGGUGGAGACGUCAGACCUGUCCAUAUUCUGCUUCUACAGUCGUGCUUUUGAAAAGAUGUUCCAGCAGUGCUUAGAGCUUCCCUCGCAGAGCCGUCACUCCAUCUGCUUCCCCUUGCUUUGCACACACUUCAUGUCCUGCACGCACGAGCUGUGUCCCGAAGAGCGUCAUCACAUAGGAGACCGCAGCUUGUCGUUGUGUAACAUGUUUUUGGAUGAGAUGGCCAAACAAGCCCGAAAUCUGAUCACUGAUAUCUGCACUGAACAAUGUACCCUCAGUGACCAGCUGCUUCCCAAACAUUGUGCCAAAACCAUCAGCCAGGCCGUGAACAAGAAGAGCAAGAAGGCGACUGGGAAGAAGGGUGAACCGGAGAGAGAGAAACCAGGAGUGGAGAGCAUGAGGAAGAACAGACUACUGGUCACCAAUUUGGACAAACUCCACACUGCACUAUCAGAACUCUGCUUCUCCAUCAACUACGUUCCCAACUUGGCAGUGUGGGAGCACACGUUCACACCAAGAGAGUACCUGACCUCCCACCUGGAGAUCCGAUUUACCAAGUCCAUCGUGGGCAUGACCAUGUACAACCAGGCCACUCAAGAGAUCGCUAAGCCCAGCGAGCUGCUGACCAGUGUGCGGGCCUACAUGACCGUACUGCAGUCCAUCGAGAAUUACGUCACCAUUGACAUCACCAGGGUUUUCAACAACGUCCUACUGCAGCAGACACAGCACCUGGACAGCCACGGCGAGCCCACAAUCACCAGCCUGUACACCAACUGGUACUUGGAGACGUUGCUCCGUCAGGUCAGCAACGGACACAUUGCUUACUUCCCUGCCAUGAAGGCCUUUGUGAACCUGCCCACAGAGAAUGAGCUCACCUUCAAUGCUGAGGAAUACUCUGACAUCUCUGAGAUGCGCUCCUUGUCGGAGCUUCUGGGUCCGUAUGGCAUGAAGUUCCUCAGUGAGAGUCUCAUGUGGCACAUUUCGUCACAGGUGGCAGAGCUGAAGAAACUGGUGGUGGAGAACAUGGAAGUUCUGACGCAGAUGAGAACCAGCUUUGACAAACCAGACCACAUGGCGGCGCUGUUCAAGAAACUCACCUCUGUGGACAGUGUCCUCAAGAGGAUGACCAUCAUCGGAGUCAUCCUCUCAUUUCGCUCCCUGGCUCAGGAGGCGCUGAGAGAUGUCUUAUCUUGUCACAUUCCUUUCCUGGUCAGUUCGGUGGAAGAUUUCAAGGAUCACAUUCCCAGAGAGACAGACAUGAAGGUGGCCAUGAAUGUCUACGAGCUCUCCUCAGCUGCGGGCUUACCCUGUGAGAUUGACCCCGCCCUGGUGGUGGCGCUGUCCUCACAAAAGAGCGAGAACAUCAGUCCAGAGGAGGAGUACAAGAUUGCUUGUCUGCUGAUGGUCUUUGUGGCCGUUUCCUUGCCAACGCUGGCCUGUAACGUGAUGUCGCAGUACAGCCCCGCCAUCGAAGGCCACUGUAACAACAUCCACUGUCUGGCCAAAGCCAUCAACCAGAUCGCUGCUGCUCUCUUCACCAUCCACAAGGGAAGCAUUGAGGACCGCCUGAAAGAGUUCCUGGCUCUGGCCUCCUCCAGCCUCUUGAAGAUCGGCCAGGAGACGGACAAGAUGACCACUCGUAACCGAGAAUCUGUCUACCUGCUGCUCGACAUGAUCGUGCAGGAGUCUCCUUUCCUCACCAUGGACCUGCUGGAGUCCUGCUUCCCUUACGUCCUCCUGCGUAACGCCUAUCAUGCUGUCUACAAGCAGAGCAUCAGCGCCAACGCCUGAACACACACACACACACACACACACACACACACACACACACACACACACACACACACACUUUAAGU
Messenger RNA from Nerophis lumbriciformis (worm pipefish), 3678 nucleotides. It is a transcript of the gene nckap1, whose product is annotated as NCK-associated protein 1. Gene Ontology annotation, biological process: cortical actin cytoskeleton organization; neuron projection morphogenesis; cell morphogenesis. Gene Ontology annotation, cellular component: SCAR complex. The record is from RefSeq and is a predicted model, not a curated record. NCBI's taxonomy places the organism in Eukaryota, Metazoa, Chordata, Actinopteri, Syngnathiformes, Syngnathidae.